UGUACAUUCAUACUUAUUUUUAAGCACAACUGGGAGAAUUACAAACUCUCAAAGCUGCUACUACAAAUAAUAGUUGCCAAGCAAGCCGUGCAGAGUCGGAAAACCAAAAAAUGGAAACAGAAAAGAAGAAAUCUCUAUUGGAGAAAUAUGACAUCCCAAUUCACCAUCUGGAUUUCGCCUAUGUGGAAAAAUGUACAAAUGCACGGGAAAUGGAGAAAAUCGUGCACAUCCUGCGCUCCGGCCAGGAAGGAUAUUAUCCGGACCUGCUCCGAUGUUCGGAGGAGAAGCUGAAAGCACUUAAGCCGGACAGCAAGUUAUUUCGCUACGAGGAGCCUAUUAAGCAGAGCAAUGUGCUGGACAAAAAGGAACUGGAACCAAUUUUGGAAUGGACAGAUGACAUAAAAACAAAGGAUAGUGCUCUUAACGAACUUAAGAAAGAAAAACUGGUUUUGGAGCUACCAAAUGUACGCAAAUUGUCAAAAAUUGAGUUGGACAAGCAGAGCAAUGAGCCAUCGAAGCCAGUUGCUAAGGUUUCAAUGCAGAGCAAGACCAAAAAUAAGGAUGAUCGGAUCAAAUCAACGGACUACCGCAAAUGGGAUAAGUACGAUCCCGACGAGGAGAUACUCCGCAUGGAUCUGGAUGAAGAACGUGGCAAGGAGCAGGCGGAGCAGAGGAUUACCAGCCACCAGAAAUCGGCGAACGAGAAAGAGUUGCAGAACGAAAAGGCUUCUCUGUUUGAGCGCCUCCAAACUGAGCUAAAAAACCUAAGCCAACUGGAGCGAGAACAAUUUGCAGAAAGACAUCGACUGAGAGGAAAUGAAUACUUUAAGGCCAAAGAGUAUGACGGUGCCAUUGAAGAAUACAAUUGUGCUAUACUAUACGAUCCUGAAAACGCAGCCCGGGCCUACAACAAUCGCGCUGUAUCUCAUUUAAAAUUAAAAAAAUACUUUUCUGCCAUGACGGACUGUCAGGCCUGUCUGCAGUUGGAACCAAAUAAUGUAAAGGCUCACCUCCGCCUGGCAGAAGCUAAUUGUGCCGAAGGAAAAAAGCUUGAGGCCCUAAGUAUUUAUAAGAAAGUCCUGGAGUUGGAGCCGGAUAAUGUCAGUGCCAAAAAUUCCGUGGAAAAGCUAACUUCGCAGCUGGGUGAGGUGGCUCCGGCUAGUGCCACGCGUCUGACAAUUGAAGAGCUCGAUCCGCCGGAACUCAAGACUUCCAAUUCCAAGAAACAGUUGGUGAAAAGUACACAACCUGUGGCCAAGAAACAAAUACCAACCAAGGCAGCAAAUACUACACCCACUAAGGAUUACGAUCUAGCCGAGUUGAUCAAGCCGAACCGCAUGGUUAAAAGCAAAUUGGUCUCAGCCGCCGAGGCAUUAGGCAAUCAGUUGCAAGCUCCCAAGGGUGAUGCUCCCAAAAAGCCACCUUUGCCGCUAUCCCCAAAGGAAAGCAUAUUGCGUUUGCCUCAGGACAAACUCAACAUUAGCAAUAAGCUUCUAAUCCAGGAAAUUUAAAUGCAAUUUUUAUUUUCAUUUGGGGUGUAUAAAAAUAUAAAAUGAAUAAUUGAAAAAGGCA
Molecule: messenger RNA, 1572 nt
Organism: Drosophila gunungcola (fruit fly)
Lineage: Eukaryota; Metazoa; Arthropoda; Insecta; Diptera; Drosophilidae
Gene: Spag1
Product: sperm-associated antigen 1
Exons: 6
Coding region: 111-1511 (466 amino acids)
Cellular component (GO): mitochondrion; cytosol
Molecular function (GO): heat shock protein binding
Source: RefSeq, a predicted model, not a curated record